Molecule: messenger RNA, 9421 nt
Organism: Beta vulgaris subsp. vulgaris (sugar beet)
Lineage: Eukaryota; Viridiplantae; Streptophyta; Magnoliopsida; Caryophyllales; Amaranthaceae
Product: ethylene-responsive transcription factor ERF062
Exons: 2
Coding region: 7948-9225 (425 amino acids)
Biological process (GO): regulation of DNA-templated transcription
Molecular function (GO): DNA-binding transcription factor activity; DNA binding
Source: RefSeq, a predicted model, not a curated record
AUUGAACGUGGUAACCAGAGAGAAAAGGAUCGUGAAAGAGCUCAGAUUCGCGGCAAGAAGGGUGCCAAGAAAGAUGAUGGCUUGACCCCUGAGCAGCGCCGUGAAAGGGACGCCAAGGCACUGCAAGAGAAGAUGGCUAAGAAGAACUCUUCUGAAGCCCAAACUAGUACUGCUGCUGCUACCAGCAACAAGAAAUGAUUUCAAUUUUCACUGCUAAUGUCCUUUAUCUAAUCACUUGAUGGCAUGGAUAACUUCCAACAUCCCAUCUGCCCAUCUUUAUUCUUCAACUUUAUGCUUCAUAUGCCAUUGCUGAUUGCUGAUUGCUGAUUGGGAUUCUUUGUCUUUAUAUUACUUUGCUAUUUCACCAUCUUAUUACUUCUAAUUCUGCCUGCAUACCGCAUACUAGCCUCUUGCUUCGACAACAAUCGUUUCAAUUUUCUCUUUUUAUCAACAGAUGGGGAACUAGUGUAAUAGAUGCUUUCAAGGGUAGGGGAUUUAGGAAUGCACUCGAAUGGAAUGGAUGUAUACUUCCUUUUUCUUCCUGAGGGUUACUGUGAAUCUAGGACAUGGGAGCAUAUUUUCAGCAACAUAUGAGGAUCACUUUGAUUUUAUUACUCCCUUGUUUAUAUCUUUCACCCACCAGCCUAGCACAUGUAACUAGUUUAUGUGCUCCUACCCCUGAUCUUCAUUCCUAAAUACACAUUAUAUUUGGAGGGUCCUUGAGAUUUUUACUUAGUCUGGAUUCUAAUUUGGCUGUUAGGUGAGUAGCAUAUUUACCUGUUAUGCUAUUUUUUAAAUGCUCUGUGGUAAGAUUGUAAGAGUAGAGGUUCAUGGCCCAGUAGCCGACUAAUGUCAAGCUCAGCAACAUAUGAACAAUAGUAGCCAAUCUAUCAACAAGUGCAGAAUUUAUUGCCUGCUGAGAAUGUAAAUGGUGCAUCGACUUCAUAUGGACAAAAGGAACUGCUAACUGAUGUGAUUCAGAAAGCUAACCUUAGUACAAGAGGCCUACAGUCCUAAUUGAUGAGAUUAUAGGCUGAGUAAGAUAUGCAUGCCUUGCAACUCAGCGAAACCUUCAUCUCGAUCAUAAAGUAUAGGAUUUAGUGACCAGUAAUAGAUAAGUUGAGUUAAAAAGGAACAGAAAUGCAGUAAGCAGCAGGGGACGGACUCAAUGGGAUGUCAAGGAGCCUGUGGCGUUGGCCUAAUCACUCUUCAUGGCACAAUUGACCCUUUACCCUUGCCACCGUUAUAUGUAUAUUAGUGACACACCUUUUCUUUCGUAGUUAUAAUUUGUGUAGGUGGUGAGGUUUUGGGAUUUGGUUUUGAACUUUGGCAUGCAUAUUAUGUGUUAUAACACUUUUCAUAAAGUUCCUAUGGUCGUGUACCAGGUAUAAUGUUCCCCUGGUUGGGCCUUGUGCCACAAAACUCUGGGUAUGCUUGAUCGACAAAGAGUUUUAUAGCAUGCAGCCUGACAUAAGGAACAAAAUUCUGUGGAUUUUUUUUUGCGGGAUAAUAAUUUCCUUUUUUUAUUCUUUUGGAAGUUGCGCAGGAUAGAGGUGCAGACUGCAGAGGUCUUGAGUAGCACUCUUAAGAGUUCAUCAACUAGUUUAUUGAUGAAAUAAAUUUGCCUUAGAAAUAAAGGAUGCUCGGUGUUAGAAAUUAGAAUGCUAUAUCUCAGGUAGCAACGUUCAAUAGUUAAAACAUUUUACUGUACGUUUUCAGCAAAAUUCUACGGAACAGAUGAGUAAAUGUUUCUCUGCAGUGACAAAAUCAUGUCUUCUAAGUCUUAAUGCAUGCAGGGAAAGAAAUGUUCAGAUACAUUAUUGGCUUUCUGUAUUGCUGAUUUGUUUUUAGGUGGAUUGCAGUUGGUUGUCGGUCUCACACGAUUAGGUUUUCCCUUUAUCUAUCUCAUUUAUCAUUAAAAGCUUGAGCUCCCAUUAGAAUGACACUAGUAACCUAGUUCUCGAGGUUUUUGUUCUCACCUAUGAUGGUUUAUGGUGAGUAAAGUAGAUGCUUAUCCGCACUUAAGCUUAUGAGGCUCUUAGGGGACAUAUUUGUGUUCCUUUACCUCAAGAUUUUCCUUGACUAUAUUAUGUAGUAGCUAGAGAAAGCCUGAGUCAUGAUCCGUUUGAGUCCAAAAUGGACUCUUUUCACUUCUGAUAAUACUAUAUAAAAUUAUUAAUUCCCUAUGGAACUAUAGAACUUUCUUAACGGUACUAGUGUAUGUACCGAUGAACUCUUGCGGUACCUUUAGAACAUUUUUUUAGUACUAUUAUGUAUAAAACCUUCCGAUGGUAGUUUAUGAAUUCAAAGAUGGUACUAUAAUACCUUCUAAAUAAGUAAAUAUUACAAUGAGGAUGCUUUCUUAGUAUCAGUCUGCAUGGAAAUUUCUCUUGUACCCUGUUAGAGUCCAAAAUGGACUCUAGGUGAUAGGGGAUAUCAGCGCUUGCAAUAGCUAUGUGACACUUUUAUUGUUUCCCUACUCUGUUCAUUGUCUAUCUUCCAGUUUUGGAACUCUUUUUCAUAAUUUUGAAACUAAUCAUAAUAAGUUAUCAAAGUCGUGUGAGGUCCCAAAGGGAGUUGGUAACUACAAAAACUAUUUCUCAACCAGGUAUAGAUGUUUGCAUAACGGCAUAUGUAGUAUGAAAAAAGUCCAAGUAUCUUAGAACUUGUGCAUUGCACGGGUUAAAAAGCUAGUUACUAGAUGAGACAUUUCCCUUUUAAUUUAAAACUCUUUUAUUGUCUUCUUAUCUAGUUACACCUCAGUUGAGUACUCCUAGUCUUAGAUAUGUGAUUGGUAGAUUGAAAUCUAAAGCAGGAAGAACAUGAGUUUGGCCUUUUGAACUCUCUUGAGAGGGCGUAUGGCGGAAAUGGUAUGCAUUUGUUCACCUCUGCAAGUGUUGUUUGAAAUGGAAGAAGUUUGAAGAAUUAAUCUUGUGAAUUGUCUCCAAAGAAGCACAGCUAUUUAAACCUUAGCUUUAGGAACUUGAAAGCUGACUCUUGUUCCACUCAUCUUUAUUGGUUGCUAAUUGGAAUUUAUCUACAUUAGUCAAUGACAUACAACAACUGUGUAAGUUGUCACCCGGCCCCUAGUGGAGCUUGGUUAUUUUAUGAAGUAUAUUGUUUGGUAGGAAGGACUUGUUUGUCAGUUUGGAGGCGUGAUAUUUGAUAUAUGUAAAUAAUGUUAUCUUGUUAAAGCACAUGGGGUACAAACUACAAACUUACAGGGGAAUGAAUAUGGCCAUUUUACAUUAUAGUAGUAAUUGGCAACUGUUGUAAAGUUCAACAGCAGUUACAUGACACUAUGACAGGGGAAGGGUUUUUUUUAUAAAAAAAAAAAAAAAAGAAUUAUAGUAGUUGGAUGAGUGACAUGAGUCAUGAAUUAAUAUGUCUAUGCUUAAGGUUGCUCCUUAUGCUUGCCCUUAAUUUGUUUAUGUUGACAUCAUUAGGGCUAAGUAUGAUCUGUGCCAUUUGUCAGGAGCUGCUUGUGUUGUUCAUCUCUGAAAACCACUGCUUCCGUUCUUGUGGAUUCUUGUAUUUCUUUCUUUUGCUCUUUCCUAAUAGUAGUAUGUAGAUACAUACGUUUUGGGGGGUUUGGACUUUGGAGUUGUCUGUUAAAUGGUGCCUAGGAAUAUCUUGACAAGUUGAAAUUAAAUAUAGCGACUUUUUUCAUUUUUGGGCAGAAAUAUACGUUGAUAUUCAAGCUUAGUUUUAUCUUAUCAGCAGGAUAUAAAUGAAGAAAGAAUAGUGAGGUUUAUAUUAAUGUGCUUAGUAAGCAUAUUUGAAGGUCAGAAUUCGCUAUGAUGCUUAUAAAUUAUAAUCUUGUAAUUCUUGUCUUUCAUUUAAAUAGGGAUUGAUUAUUGCAGUGCAUGGUAGGUUAUUAGUAAUUAUAGCAAGUUGCUCCGAUUUGGUAGACAUAAGAAUAUGAGGCGAUGGGGGCAGGUACAAGUACAACUGCGUUUACAUAAAUUAGGACUGGUCUGUUUUACAAAUUUACGUAGACAUGAAACGUUAGAAGCGUGAUGGUGUUGUUUGUUUUCUACAUAUAUAAUAUGACAGGGCCAAACUUGGUGAUUAGCUGCAAUUUCUGUCAGUUUGAUGUAUGUGUAAUUAAGGAUGUUGACCACAGUGAUCCCAAUCUUGUUUUGCGGGGAAAAAGAAGGGUGAUGUUGGAAUAGCCAAUAUUAAAGAGAUGGUAGUUGGUGAAGAAACUUAACUAUACGUUUAUAUCUACCUCACUUCUUAGAGGAGAAAAGGCCAAUGCCCUAUGGGGUAUCUCUGUUCAGUAUAAGUAGAAAUGCGGAGUGUUGAGUCUGGAAUACCCAUGUCAGAGCUAUUAUGAAUGGUGAAACGGGUAUUUCUGACUGCUUCCGGGUUAAACUUAAAAGAGUACUACUCACUUAGGUUGGAAGUGAUUAAAGCAAUGAUUGAAGUAAUACUUAAAGGUCUGUUUGGUUUGACGGAAACUAAUUUCCAUGGAAAAACGCAAAUGAAUAUUCAUUUUUCCAUGUUUGGUUUGAUGGAAAACUAUUAAGUCAAGAAGGGAAAAAUGAAGGUGUUGGGAAUGAGAGAAUGGAGGAAAAUGGUUUUUAUGAUUUAGGUCUAUCUAAUCCUUAGAUCAGACAAGGUUAAAUGUAAAAUCACUCAAAUCUUGUUCUGAAGGGCUACAUAAUAGCAUUGCUGAUCUUAUCUCUGACAACUCGACUUUCUUCACACUCAUUCACAUGGUUAAAGGGAGGGACUAGCUUGCAAAUAUAGGAACGAUAAAGCUACUAGCUCUACCAUUAUGGAGCUACAAACAGUUGUGGGUUGUUAACCUUGUAGGUGAACAUAGCUACAUGGUUUCAAACCAAUAAUCUAGACAUGUUUUUAUUAUUAUUAUUAUUGUUUGGGCACAUUUUCUCGAGUAGGACCUACAAAAGCUACAAGUGGUUAUAACUUUCCAUUGUAGAGGUUAUAGCUUGAGAUUAUUGUAGUUUGGGAAAUUUGAUGUGAUAUAGCAAGCUACAAGUGGUUGUGGUUUACCAUUGUGGAUGCUCUAAUUCCAUUUUUAUGGGAAAGAAGUAUCAUCCGCCCCCUUAGAGCCAUUGAAGGAGUGUGUACAUUAUAGGCAAUACUCUCAAUGUCACGGACUAUUAGUGAAUGUUUCUCUACUUUGCAUCAUGAAUCCUUUCUUCAAUUACAUGAUUACUUUCAAAAGAUCGUUGUUAAAAUUUAUAAGGGGCCAUUUGGUAUCACAGUUAAUUUCCAGUAUUGACAUUAUGAAUGUAAAAGUCAUAUGGUAGAAGGCGUAUAAUAAACUUUAAAUUAGUAAUACUAUACGUGCCGAUUUAAAAAACUAACAAUAGAACACUAGAAACUACUUUUGCUGGUUUUUAUAUUUUUGUUUUUGCUUUUUUAUUUUAAAAGAAAAACUCAAAACUGGAACUAAAAAACAAUAACGAACAAACUUUUAAUUAGUUGAGCAAAUGGACAAGUUAUUUGGCCGAAGGAAUAAGAGAUUAUUUAUUAGCCAACCUAGCUAGCAAAAGAAAGAAACCUUCCUAUCCACUAAGAAACACGAUGCAUAACUAACUGUUUUCGAUUAGUAUUAUUUAGAAAUAGGAACAUAAGCUUUUGGUUAAAUACUACUCCCACACUUCCCCUAGCAUAUAUAGAGUGUGAUAUAGUAAUAAUAGUAUAUUCUUAUUGAAUGUGAUAUAGUAUAUUUGUGAACGUUUUAUGCCCAAAUGAUAUCAGUGCUGAUACAUGAGUUGAGAAUUUCCCUAGUAACGAUGAACGAUCCGGAACAACCUAGCUUUAAUUUGUUGGACAAGUUAGUCAGGGCUAUCUGCUGAUUUUGAGCUUUUCUCAUAUAAGAACAAUGGAUAGAUUGGUAAAUGUGUUCCUUGUUUGUCUGACUAACAGAAACUAUGGAUACUUGUUGUUUUAACCAUGCUUAUUGCUCUGAUGUUUUGAGGUGACGAAGCUCAAACCAGUACACAGGAAUUUUAAAAUUAUGUCCUUACGUGUCUGAAGUCUUGACCAACUAUUAAAACAGUGGGAAGAAGUGAUUAUAUUAUACUAUCUGAUUAAACUUUUAGAAUUUUUGUGGCAUUGCAUGCACCAUGUGCAACGUAUUAUUUAAAUACAACAGCAACCAAGUACAGCAUUUGAGGUAGACUUACUUGGGAAUUUGGUUAGAAUUGCUCUCAUAACCCUGUAAUUCUUAAAUGAGAAUCUUGUAUUGUUAUUCUUUUAUCUGUCCUGUACUCAUCUAUUCACACUUUGUUAAUUUACAAACAAGACUACUGCAUCUGCAUGCACACUAUUACAUUUACUCGUGUAGUGUUGGAGUUGUGUUUACUUUCUUGAUAAUUUGGAUUAGUACUGUACUUUUACAGAGCUGGAGAAUGAAGGUGAGUAGGAUGUGUGUAAGGACAGAACACAGAAGGAUUGGUGGUUGAUAAAGAUAAUAUUUUUACAGUUUACUAGCUUAGAGAUCGAUAUGUUUUAUAGAGAAAAAUGAAGUUUGUGGCUGAGAGUGUUGGCUUAGUAUUUACUGCAAACUGAAGGUGUGUGUAUGCUAGCACAUUCCAAUCAUUAUGGAAUUGGGACCAAAUUAGGAAACAUCGUGGGUUUAAAAUUAAGCUACUUUUUUCUACCUUUAAUUUGUUAUUCUAACUUAUCUUGCUUUGCGGGCGCCAGAUUGCAUUGUCUCACCACCCAUCUGAAUUCUGAAGAGACAGACUGCCAGAAGGACAGGCUAUUACCAUUUAAUUAAUUAACACAUACAGUACAUAUAUAACAUAAUUGAUGUCUUAAUUGAGGCUAUUAAGGGUAAGCACUUAUUUAAUUAUUGGCAUCUGCAAAAGUUGGUGAUGAUAAUGGUCAUGCUUGUAGAGCAAAAUUCGUUUAUUUCCAUUUUUAAUAUAAUCAGUCCAAAGUUAAUCAUAGUUUUGAGUGAUAAUGUUAACAAUUCCCUUUGUUUUGCUUCCUAAUACAUUGAUAAGUAGUGAUUACUUAUAAAAUUAUGGUUUGCUGUUUUCAUUAGUAGGACUUGCUAUUUUUAUAUGAUACUUUUAGCUGUUGUUAUGCUUAUGCAGGAGCGAAGUAUUAUAAUCUAUAUAUUUUGACCGGCAAGUAUGGUAUUGGUGCCUGGUGGGGAAGAAGAAUAGAAAAAAGAAAAAAGAAAAAAGAAGCUUUGGAAGGUUUAGGUAAAUGAAUGGACUUUUUGGAUACUUGAUUAUGUUGUAUUGAAGAAGUAAAAGCUCUGGGAUUGAUGAUCUAAGAGCUAAUAAAACAGUAGCAGCAUAAGUAUGUAAUUGAUAAAAGCAAAAUAAAGUGGAAAAACUCAACUCACAUCACAUGAUGGCUAAAUAUAGGAGCAGAGCAGCAAAAGGGAAAAAUAAAUAAAAUACGUUUUGGCAUGAAUGUAAAGGUAAAGCUAAAGCUAUGGGGUUUUGAGGUUGUUAGAGUCGCUUUCGAGAAAGAAUAUGCAGCCAUCAGCUUAACAUGUAUGCCAAAUAGGAAUUGAGUUGUCACCUCCUUAUUGGUCCUAGAUGGGGACAUCGAAUAUGGCUGGCACGACUUCGUCCAAUACUACUACAUUCAUUCAAGAAUCAAGAUUGAUCAACUUUUUCGCUCUUCCUCUUUUUCUUUAUUUUUUUUUUUACAACAUUCUUAGAUCUGCCUCAUAUAUAAACAAUAAACCUUCCCCUCUGUCAUUUUAAUUUGUGUACAAAAAGUUAGGUUCUUUGAAUAUUUAUUAUUGUUCUCAACUGAUUCUUGUCUUAUGAGUAGUGCUUUUAGCAUUUCUUUUUGAGUAAUAUAUAGUUGCCCAUUCUUGCCUUGCUUUCCUAUAUUCCUUGUUUUUAUUCCUUGUCUGUCUAAGAAUUUAAUUUGUCUGAACAGAACAGCCCCCCUCUCCCCACCUAUCUGAACCCUUAGCUUCUUAUACUUGCUUGGUGCAUGGAGGAUCAGUCUUUGGAGUUGCAGAGCUUCAUGCACAGAAACAUUAACAUGCCACCUCCUUUUCCAAAACAAGAUCCCAAUAAUGAGUCGUCUGAUGAAAGGAGAAUCGAAUUCAGAUCUUUGCCCUUCUUUUCAGACGAUAGAGGACUAUGUUCUUCGUCAAGUUCUGAAUUCAUGUCUAAACAAUUUAUGAUCCCAGAACAUAAUACGAAUACUACUGCUACUACCCAGUUAGGCUCUACUACUUCUGCCCUUGAUUUUACAUUUUCGAGAGCUUCCUCUUUCGUCAAUUUCUUCAAGUCUUCUGCACUUGUUGCAGAUCACUCUAGGCUGCCUCCAACAUCAUCUAAUUCUGCUGCUUCAUUCCAUACAAACAUGUCUGACCUAACCUUUUUUUCAAAGGAGUCUAUGCUCAUUGAUUCUUCACACAGCAAUAACAAGGUUGGAAGGAGCUUCCAAGAUCUUGCUCCUUUAUCUGCUGAUCCAUUGCUGCAGUGUGGCCAAACUUCUCAACAUGUAUCAACUGGACAUGAUCAAUGGCUGAGAAUGAGCGCCGCAGAUUUCUCAUCAAAAGUUGUCACUACUGAUAUUAGGCUCAGUCCUACCAAGACACAGCCAAUGAAGAAGUCGACUGCAGCAGGAAAAAGGCUGCAGACCUUACUCCACCCUCAAAAGGCAGGAUCAUCCACAUCAACAUCAACGUCGGGGAAGUUGUAUCGGGGAGUACGGCAAAGGCACUGGGGAAAGUGGGUGGCUGAGAUCAGAUUACCAAGAAAUAGAACAAGGGUAUGGCUCGGGACCUUCGAUACAGCUGAGGAGGCUGCUUUUGCUUAUGAUACUGCAGCAUAUAUGCUGAGAGGAGAAUAUGCACAUCUGAAUUUCCCAGAUCAGAAACAUCUACUUAAGCUCAAUUCCUUAAAUGGAGCUACUGCAGCACUUCUCGAAGCGAAGCUGCAAGCAAUAUCCCAACAAGCUGGACUUAAGAAAUCUGGGGAUCAUGAUCUUCUUCCUGCGUCUUCCUUGCUAAUCAAUCACCUGCCUGAUUCUACUAAUAAUCCAACUAGAAGCAAAUCAUCGGGCCAAGUUUCAGUGAGGAAAGAGUGGCAAUUUGACUUGGAUGGUAGAGUCAUUGGAACAUCUCAGAUAAUUGAGACUAACAAGAGAAGCCAUGAAGCUUCGUCAGACCAUACUCUUGAUGCUGUCCAGUUAAGUAGAAUGCCAUCCUUAGACAUGGAUUCCAUCUGGGAUGCUCUUCUGCUUUCUGAUACUACAUGAAUACUACUAAUUCUAAUUGUUUUGUUGUUUUGGUGGUCUUUUCCUCUUUUAAUUUCUUGAUGGUUCAUCUUUGAUAUAUAUCCCAUAUAAACUUGGAUUUUUAGCAUAGUACAAUUCAAAAACUCUACCCAUUGGUUGGGUAUUUCUUGAUCAAAAUUCCACCAUUAUUUUUUAGAAUUGAGGAUCAUUUUGGUGA